Molecule: messenger RNA, 2454 nt
Organism: Marchantia polymorpha subsp. ruderalis
Lineage: Eukaryota; Viridiplantae; Streptophyta; Marchantiopsida; Marchantiales; Marchantiaceae
Source: the annotation of a GenBank genome assembly
GCGGGGAGCGGGGACGGGGAGAGAGCGAUCGUUUUUAACAAGAGCUGCAGUGCCAAGAGCAGAGGAGGGGGAGGGGAGGGGAGGGGGGGAGGAGGAGGGAGAGGGCAGUAGCAGCAGCAGAAGAAAGAGGAGCAGCAGAAGAAGAAGAAGAAGAGGGAGGCGAUCGAGAAGAAGCGCUGCUGUUGUUGAGGUUGGGGUUGUUGGUGGUGGUGGUGGUGGUGGUGCGGGGAGAAAGGGAGGGAUCGAUGAGGUGAUCUGAUGAGAGGAGGAAGACGAGGAAGGGCGGAUCGGGGAGGGGGAACGAGCGUCUGAGGAGGCGAGCGAGGGGGCGAUCAAAUUGUGGAGGGGCGAUGCGAUUUGCGACGAGGUCCGGGAGCAGAUGAAGGCUCUCUUGAUGAGAGUGCAGGGGAGGGGGGAGGAGGAGGUGGAUGGGAGGAAAUAGCAAGGAUUGAUCUGGGAGGGAACGAUGGCAGUGGCGGACAAUGCAGGGGUUGAGAGCCUGGCGAUUGGAAUGACGAUGGGAAUAAAUAUGGGGAUAGGGAUGGGCCACACUCUGCCCAUGACGAGAACUUAUCCCAUUCUCUCGAUGGACGCGUCGGACAAUGCGACGGAGCAGCUGUUUGACACAUCCUCGCCCUUGGAGCAGCAGCAACCACAGCAGCAGCAGCAGCAGCAGCAGCUUCAGCAGCAGCAGCAGCAGCCGCCGCCGCAGCAGCAACAACAGCAGCAGCAGCCUCAGCAGCAGAAAGUAGAUGCUCCUCAAAACCAUUCCCAACAGCCGAAGCAGUCGAAAUCGGGUCCUCCCCUACCACCGAAACAACAGCUCCCGUCUCAGCCUGGACAGCAGCAGCAGCAGCAGCAGCAGCAGCAACCACCUCUGCGAGCAAAUGGAGCCAAUGGAGUAGUCUCUCGGGAUUCGGAGGCUGAUGAAGAAGCGGGUGCACUGGAUGCACACAGCAGCGUCAGCAAUGACAGCAUGCGAGAACUAGAAGAUCUCCUGACGAAGCUCAAUCCCUUGGCCAAGGAGUUUGUCCCUCCUUCUCAUACCGACACGAACACCACCGCAGUAUCAGCCGCAUCCUCCAAGGGAAACACGCGCAGGAAGAAAAAUGGCUAUAACCUCGGCAAACGACGAGUGAACAGCAGAACAAGCCGCGCGCAACGUGAAGACAGUAUCCGGAGAACUGUGUAUGUUUCCGACAUCGAUCAACAAGUGACGGAGGAGCAGCUUGCCGCGCUCUUCAUCACUUGUGGGCAGGUGGUUGAUUGCCGCGUUUGCGGGGAUCCAAACUCCGUUCUGCGUUUUGCUUUUGUUGAGUUCACUGAUGAGGAGGGGGCUCGAGCUGCCCUGAGCCUCGCAGGAACGAUGUUGGGAUACUACCCUGUCCGUGUGUUGCCCUCCAAGACCGCAAUCGUUCCAGUCAAUCCAACCUUUCUUCCCCGGUCUGAAGAUGAAAGGGAGAUGUGCGCGAGAACAAUAUAUUGUACAAAUAUUGAUAAGAAGGUUUCACAGGCAGAUGUGAAGCUCUUCUUUGAAUCUCUGUGUGGCGAGGUUGCUCGCCUAAGAUUGCUGGGUGAUUAUCAUCAUUCUACACGCAUAGCAUUUGUGGAGUUUGUGAUGGCCGAAAGCGCAAUGGCAGCUCUCAAUUGCAGUGGCGCUAUUUUGGGCUCGCUCCCAAUCAGGGUGAGCCCUUCCAAGACUCCCGUGAGGCCGCGUUCACCUCGUCCUCCACUCCAUUGAUCCGACUUCAUUAGGAACAUCACCUCAAAGUGGUGACGGUAUCGACAGUCCACAAGUCAUUAGUCCACAGUCCACUCAGUCACAAACCAAUAUGGAAGAUAGUUGGUUUCUUGGUCUUUUAAAGAACCGGUCAGGACAAGUGGGGCUUUAGGCCAUCUUGUCUUUAGUGGGCAUGGGCCCAUUCGAGUCAUUACUGAGGCGAAUUGCAGUUAUGCUAUUGUAGAUGUGUCAUAUGUAAGUGUAGGUUAGUAAGCUAUUUGUCGCAAAGGUUUCGUUUAAAAAUCAACACCUACUUGUGCAGGUCAUUGGGGACUAAUAUUCAUCUACUUCCAAAGCUUAGACUUUUUAUUCACACUUUUAAGGUGAUCAGAUGACUGAUCUGGUCAGCAAAUUAGAGUAGCACUUAGCUCCACUUGCAACAUCACCCAGAGUUUUUAAGAUCAACUGGGGUGAAAGUCAGUAUACUCGUACUGGCCGUCUGCAGAGUAGGACUAUUCAGGUGCGAUAAACCAGGUAGUUGUUUACACCUUCAGCUCUGGAAGUAACCACUGAAAUAAGGGAUUUCUAUCCACAAUGCCUAAGGCUUUUAAUUGCCAUUAACAACCAGUAAGAGACGUUUUUGACGAUUACUGCUGUUAAUAACUUCUCUGCAAUGCCGAGCCGUAACUCUUCUCCCAUGUUGUUCUAGAUUAGUAGACCUUGUCUGUCUGGCU